Malassezia sympodialis ATCC 42132 is the source of this 666-nucleotide messenger RNA. RefSeq lists its product as uncharacterized. The record is from RefSeq and is a predicted model, not a curated record. Gene Ontology annotation, molecular function: allantoicase activity; ureidoglycolate lyase activity; ureidoglycolate hydrolase activity. Lineage: Eukaryota; Fungi; Basidiomycota; Malasseziomycetes; Malasseziales; Malasseziaceae. Gene Ontology annotation, biological process: allantoin catabolic process.
AUGACCUUCGAAGCGAUUUGCGCCGAACAGGUAGCGGCACUCCAAACGCGCUCCGUUGAACUUUCUUGUGUAUCACUAGGAGGAAGUGUGCGUGCAUUCUCUGAUGAAUGGUUUGCCGAUGCUGCGAACUUAAUUAAGCCUGGUCCGGCCGUUUCUUUGAAAGGCCAAUUCGGUCCCAAGGGCGCAUUGUAUGACGGAUGGGAGACGCGCAGACACAAUCCUGACUAUGAUUGGGUUAUCAUUCGUCUUGCUCCUGCAGGCGGCGGCAAGAUUUCGGGAUUCGACAUUGACACGACCACGUUCAAUGGCAACGAGGCGCCGGCCUUUGAAAUCUAUGGCCUGUGGAGCGAGCAGCCGGACGUCGAGGAGAAUAGCGACCAGUGGGUGAUGCUCAUGGAAACGACGUCUUGUGGCCCGGCGGCACAUCACUGGUUCCAGCACAUGGACGGUGGUUUGACAGAGUCGAGCUUCACACAUGUGAAACUGCACAUGAUCCCUGAUGGCGGUAUCUCCCGCUUCCGCGUGUAUGGUCAAGUGGACUUGCCUCUUGUGGGUACGGGUCUGAGCGAAGUAGCGGUGCCUGAGCAUCCGGAACUCAACACCCUCGACUUGGCUCACAUGCUGAAUGGGGCACGCGUAGUUUUGUAUGUGAUGAUGUGGUACUGA